ACGUGCGCGGCCGCGUUUGCCACCCGUGACCGUCUCCGCGCCCACGCCGCCCGUCAUGAGGACAAGGUCCCCAUUGUCCCCAAUGUCCCCAAUGUCCCCAACGUCCCCAUUCCCCUCAAUACGUGCGCGGCCGCGUUUGCCACCCGUGACCGUCUCCGCGCCCACGCCGCCCGUCAUGAGGACAAGGUCCCCAUUGUCCCCAAUGUCCCCAAUGUCCCCAACGUCCCCAUUCCCCUCAAUACGUGCGCGGCCGCGUUUGCCACCCGUGACCGUCUCCGCGCCCACGCCGCCCGUCAUGAGGACAAGGUCCCCAUUGUCCCCAAUGUCCCCAAUGUCCCCAACGUCCCCAUUCCCCUCAAUACGUGCGCGGCCGCGUUUGCCACCCGUGACCGUCUCCGCGCCCACGCCGCCCGUCAUGAGGACAAGGUCCCCAUUGUCCCCAAUGUCCCCAAUGUCCCCAACGUCCCCAUUCCCCUCAAUACGUGCGCGGCCGCGUUUGCCACCCGUGACCGUCUCCGCGCCCACGCCGCCCGUCAUGAGGACAAGGUCCCCAUUGUCCCCAAUGUCCCCAAUGUCCCCAACGUCCCCAUUCCCCUCAAUACGUGCGCGGCCGCGUUUGCCACCCGUGACCGUCUCCGCGCCCACGCCGCCCGUCAUGAGGACAAGGUCCCCAUUGUCCCCAAUGUCCCCAAUGUCCCCAACGUCCCCAUUCCCCUCAAUAUGUCCCCAACAUCCCCAAUGUCCCCAAUGUCCCCAUUGUCCCCAUUCACGUGCGCGGCCGCGUUUGCCACCCGUGACCGUCUCCGCGCCCACGCCGCCCGUCAUGAGGACAAGGUCCCCAUUGUCCCCAAUGUCCCCAAUGUCCCCAACGUCCCCAUUCCCCUCAAUACGUGCGCGGCCGCGUUUGCCACCCGUGACCGUCUCCGCGCCCACGCCGCCCGUCAUGAGGACAAGGUCCCCAUUGUCCCCAAUGUCCCCAAUGUCCCCAACGUCCCCAUUCCCCUCAAUACGUGCGCGGCCGCGUUUGCCACCCGUGACCGUCUCCGCGCCCACGCCGCCCGUCAUGAGGACAAGGUCCCCAUUGUCCCCAAUGUCCCCAAUGUCCCCAACGUCCCCAUUCCCCUCAAUACGUGCGCGGCCGCGUUUGCCACCCGUGACCGUCUCCGCGCCCACGCCGCCCGUCAUGAGGACAAGGUCCCCAUUGUCCCCAAUGUCCCCAAUGUCCCCAACGUCCCCAUUCCCCUCAAUACGUGCGCGGCCGCGUUUGCCACCCGUGACCGUCUCCGCGCCCACGCCGCCCGUCAUGAGGACAAGGUCCCCAUUGUCCCCAAUGUCCCCAAUGUCCCCAACGUCCCCAUUCCCCUCAAUACGUGCGCGGCCGCGUUUGCCACCCGUGACCGUCUCCGCGCCCACGCCGCCCGUCAUGAGGACAAGGUCCCCAUUGUCCCCAAUGUCCCCAAUGUCCCCAACGUCCCCAUUCCCCUCAAUACGUGCGCGGCCGCGUUUGCCACCCGUGACCGUCUCCGCGCCCACGCCGCCCGUCAUGAGGACAAGGUCCCCAUUGUCCCCAAUGUCCCCAAUGUCCCCAACGUCCCCAUUCCCCUCAAUACGUGCGCGGCCGCGUUUGCCACCCGUGACCGUCUCCGCGCCCACGCCGCCCGUCAUGAGGACAAGGUCCCCAUUGUCCCCAAUGUCCCCAAUGUCCCCAACGUCCCCAUUCCCCUCAAUACGUGCGCGGCCGCGUUUGCCACCCGUGACCGUCUCCGCGCCCACGCCGCCCGUCAUGAGGACAAGGUCCCCAUUGUCCCCAAUGUCCCCAAUGUCCCCAACGUCCCCAUUCCCCUCAAUACGUGCGCGGCCGCGUUUGCCACCCGUGACCGUCUCCGCGCCCACGCCGCCCGUCAUGAGGACAAG
Molecule: messenger RNA, 1914 nt
Organism: Tinamus guttatus (white-throated tinamou)
Lineage: Eukaryota; Metazoa; Chordata; Aves; Tinamiformes; Tinamidae
Source: RefSeq, a predicted model, not a curated record